Messenger RNA from Cryptomeria japonica (Japanese cedar), 1070 nucleotides. RefSeq names its product protein SRC2-like. The coding region runs from base 129 to 713 and encodes 194 amino acids. The record is from RefSeq and is a predicted model, not a curated record. The transcript has a single exon. NCBI's taxonomy places the organism in Eukaryota, Viridiplantae, Streptophyta, Pinopsida, Cupressales, Cupressaceae. Gene Ontology annotation, biological process: defense response.
UCUUGAAAGAAACUGAUACUCAGUUUUCUCAGAAUAAGGGAGAUUCAGAGGGAGCAAGUUAAGAGUUUUCGUAAUAUCUAUUCAUUUAAUUAUUGGCAACAAUUGAUAGUAUCUUUUCAAUUAUAUUUAUGAACACAAGGACGCUGGAGAUAACAGUAAUAUCUGCUGAUGAUCUGGAAAAUGUAAGGAGGUUGGGGAGAAGAAUGCACACUUACGCCGUUGUGAGCACGGAUGAUGUUUGUUCGCAGUGUGCAUCCACACAUAUUGACGAAGAAGGAGGGUGCGAUCCAGUCUGGAACGACAAGUUACAGCUGAGUCUGAGCAAAGGACUACCCAUCGCUCUCAACAUACAAAUCUUUUGCAAGACGAGGUAUGGGAAGAGAAGCGUGGGAUGGAGUAGAGUGCCCCUCUCUGAAAUCUUGAAUGGAUUCGGACCUCCCCAUGGCUUGCAUUGCCUCAGCUAUCGUUUGAAGACGCGCAACGGGAGGCCUCAUGGUACCGUUAAUUUCUCUCUUCGUUUCCUACAACACAUUAACCCCCCUGAAUUCUUCAUCAAUUCUCCAAUUUCAACAAGACUUUCACAGCAAGGUGGCGUGUCGAUUGGUUAUCCUUCCUCAUCUCCAUUUGGCAAUGCCAAAGCCAACCACUUAUAUCCUAUCCCACUCUCCGUUUAUCCACCGCCGCAGCAUAAUCAGAUUUAUGCCAUAGAUUAGCUUUGCAUCACAAUCUGGAAGCGUUGAAUUAUGUUUUUCGCUAUUUGUCUUUGCUGUUUAGUUGAGGAACGAGCUGUUAAACUCUAUCCAGAUGUAUCACAAAGCUUGACCCAGUUACCACUUAAGUUGUUGAGGCGGUUUUCGAGAGGAUGCAAUCGCAGUGGUUUAACAAUGUUUCUCGGCUGUGUAGCUUGUUGGAAUAUGUACUUUCUCCCAUCACGAUUCAUUAAAUGGAAGUGACAAAGUGUAAAUAUUCUAUUCUAGAAGGAAGCGAGAUAAGUACUAAGUGAAAAAUAUUAAAUAUUUGAUAUUUUUGAGUAAGUAGGCUUAAGUUUUAGAAUUAUUUUGUAAUCUCAA